Molecule: messenger RNA, 1106 nt
Organism: Acanthopagrus latus (yellowfin seabream)
Lineage: Eukaryota; Metazoa; Chordata; Actinopteri; Spariformes; Sparidae
Gene: ncbp2
Product: nuclear cap binding protein subunit 2
Exons: 5
Coding region: 84-578 (164 amino acids)
Biological process (GO): mRNA cis splicing, via spliceosome
Cellular component (GO): nuclear cap binding complex
Molecular function (GO): RNA cap binding
Source: RefSeq, a predicted model, not a curated record
UGAACCGGAACUAGCUUCAUUGUUUUCCGCAAUUCCGCAAACAGUUGUGUAGCUGCUGGCCGCCUACCCGCAACUUCUUCGCGAUGUCUGUUAAGUUAAGCGCUUUGACUAGUGAUUCUUACAUCGAUAUAAGUCAGUAUAGAGACCAGCAUUUUAAGGGAAACCGUUAUGAACAGGAGAAGCUGCUGAAGCAGAGCCACACUUUGUAUGUUGGCAAUCUCUCCUUCUACACCACCGAGGAGCAGGUCCACGAGCUGUUUUCUAAAAGCGGAGAUGUCAAGCGCAUCAUCAUUGGGCUGGAUAAAGUCAAGAAGACAGCCUGCGGAUUCUGCUUCGUAGAAUACUACACGCGUGUCGGUGCGGAAAACGCCAUGCGCUUCAUUAAUGGCACGCGGCUGGACGACCGUAUCAUCAGGACAGACUGGGACGCCGGCUUCAAGGAGGGACGGCAGUAUGGCCGCGGCAAAUCUGGAGGACAGGUGAGAGAUGAGUACAGGCAGGACUACGACCCUGCCCGAGGGGGCUACGGUAAGCUGGCUUCACAGCACCGACCCACAGAGGCGCGUAAUACAUUUUAGAUCGGGCCCGCCACAGCAGUCUGCCUGGACUACACAGAGCCCCGCCGUCGGUCCUGGAUCACUUUCAUUUUCCAACAAUGCCACAACAUGCUACUGCAGAUUGUUUGUCCCAGUGUUAUCAUGAAACUCUACAGCAGGUCUUCUUAGACCACUGGACCCCAGAGAUAAGCAAGCUGGUAUUUAUUUCUUUUUAAAGGGUUGUCUUCUUCCACACCUUCUAUCAGUCUACAUGGUUGCACAGGCCAAAAUUACAGUGUAGUAUUCAGUGAAUUCAUUGCAUAGCGUUUUGAUGUACAACAAAGUUCCCUACAGGCUUGAAAGGCUCUGAUUGCAUGUAGUGACUUGGUCGACGACGUGUCAAAUAUCAAGAUAAAAUGAUCGUACAGAGUCUCCACGUCAGGUCAAGGUAACGGUCUGAUGAACUGAUGGAGAGGAAGAUUUCUGUUAUCAUCUUACUGAUUUUCAUGAAUGAAACUUUGUGUCCCAAAUUGUUUAUGCAUUUUUUAAAUAAAGAUUUGUUUCAACUUU